CCGGCCCGGGACGGGGCGGGGCGGGAGCGGCGGUACCGACCCGGCCGCGGCCCCGCAGCCCCGCCAUGUUCAACGUGGAGAGCCUGGAGCGCGCCGAGCUGGGCGAGAGCCUCCUCACCUGGAUCCAGACGUUUAAUGUUGAGGCACCAUGCCAGACCGUGGAAGAUUUAACGAGUGGGGUUGUGAUGGCCCAGGUUCUUCAAAAAAUAGACCCUGCUUACUUCGAUGAAAAUUGGCUGAACAGAAUCAAAACAGAAGUAGGAGAUAAUUGGAGGCUGAAGGUAAGCAACCUGAAGAAAAUUUUGAAAGGAAUAUUGGAUUACAAUCAUGAGAUUCUGGGGCAACAGAUAAAUGACUUCACCCUUCCUGAUGUUAACCUGAUUGGAGAGCACGCUGAUGCUGCAGAGCUUGGGAGAAUGCUUCAGCUUAUUUUGGGAUGUGCUGUGAAUUGUGAACAGAAGCAAGAGUACAUCCAGACCAUAAUGAUGAUGGAAGAAUCAGUUCAACAUGUUGUCAUGACAGCCAUUCAGGAGUUGAUGAGUAAAGAGUCUCCAGUCUCUGUUGGAAAUGAUGCUUACGUUGACCUUGAUCGGCAGCUGAAGAAAACUACAGAAGAAUUAAAUGAGGCACUAGCAACAAAAGAAGAAAUUGCCCAGAGAUGUCACGAGUUAGAUAUGCAGGUUGCAGCUCUCCAAGAGGAGAAGAGCAGCCUGCUUGCUGAGAACCAGAUUUUGAUGGAACGCUUAAAUCAGUCUGAUUCUAUUGAAGAUCCCAACAGCCCUGCAGGUCGUAGGCACCUGCAGCUGCAGACACAACUAGAACAGCUCCAAGAGGAAACAUUCAGAUUAGAAGCUGCCAAAGAUGACUAUCGAAUACGCUGUGAAGAACUUGAAAAGGAAAUUGCAGAAUUGAGACAACAAACAGAAGAGCUUACUACACUGGCAGAAGAGGCUCAGUCUUUGAAGGAUGAGAUAGAUGUACUCAGGCAUUCUUCUGAUAAAGUAGCCAAGUUAGAAAGCCAGGUAGAGUCAUACAAAAAGAAAUUGGAAGAUCUGGGUGAUUUGCGGCGUCAAGUGAAGCUUUUAGAAGAGAAGAAUACAAUGUACAUGCAAAAUACUGUGAGCCUGGAGGAAGAAUUAAGGAAGGCCAAUGCAGCACGCAGUCAGCUGGAAACAUACAAGAGACAGGCAGUUGAACUACAAAACAGGUUAUCUGAAGAGUCCAAGAAAGCUGAUAAAUUAGAUUAUGAAUGCAAACGACUGAAAGAAAAAGUAGACAGCCUCCAAAAAGAAAAAGAUAGAUUAAGAACAGAAAGGGAUUCCUUGAAAGAAACUAUUGAAGAGCUUAGAUGUGUACAAGCUCAGGAGGGUCAACUCACCACUACAGGAUUGAUGCCUCUGGGAAGACAAGAGCCUUCCGACAGUUUAGCAGCAGAAAUCAUUACUCCUGAAAUAAAGGAGAAACUCAUUCGCCUUCAGCAUGAGAACAAGAUGUUAAAAUUGAACCAAGAAGGUUCUGACAAUGAAAAGAUUGCCUUGUUGCAGAGCCUUCUUGAUGAUGCAAACUUACGGAAGAAUGAACUGGAGACAGAAAACAGAUUGGUAAAUCAGAGACUUCUAGAAGUGCAGUCCCAGGUUGAAGAACUACAAAAAUCUUUACAGGAUCAAGGUUCAAAAGCUGAAGAUUCAAGUCUUCUGAAAAAGAAACUUGAAGAACAUCUUGAGAAGCUCCAUGAAGCUAACAAUGAGCUACAGAAGAAACGAGCUAUUAUUGAAGAUUUGGAACCAAGAUGCAAUAACAGUUCACUUAAAAUUGAAGAAUUACAAGAAGCUUUACGGAAGAAGGAGGAGGAAAUGAAACAAAUGGAAGAACGAUACAAAAAGUAUUUGGAAAAGGCCAAAAGUGUCAUCCGCACAUUAGAUCCUAAACAGAACCAGGGUGCUGCUCCUGAGAUUCAGGCGCUGAAAAAUCAGUUGCAGGAGCGGGACAGAAUGUUUCAUUCUCUGGAGAAAGAAUAUGAGAAAACAAAAAGUCAAAGAGAAAUGGAGGAAAAAUUUAUCGUUAGUGCCUGGUACAAUAUGGGGAUGACUCUGCACAAAAAAGCAGCAGAAGAUAGACUGGCUAGUACAGGCUCAGGACAGUCCUUCCUGGCUAGACAAAGGCAAGCCACGAGCACAAGGAGAUCUUACCCUGGUCAUGUUCAGCCAGCAACAGCAAGGUAGAGAAGCCUUGCCUUUAGAAAGAAAACUGCCCUGUGAUCCAGGCCACUUCUGUUGCAAGUGACAACAUUCAAGGAAAAUAAACCAGCAUCCUUUCUCUUUCUCCCUUGUUACUGCUAUUAUUUUACAGUUCAGGAAAGGGUUUUAUUAUGGUUUCUCAUUGUUCUGUAAUGCCCUUUGCUUAUAUUUUUGAAGUCCAUUUCUCUCUCUCUCUCUCUCUGCAUUUUUUGAAUGUGCCAAAAUUUUAAAACCAUCUAGAGGAGUGCUGUAUCAUAACAGUCUUAUUUGUAUGAAGCCUGGUCUCUUAUGAAAAGCCUUAUGUGGACCAUGUAACAAUGUAAAUUUCUUGUCACAGUUGGUACUUUUGUGCCAUAAGGGUUGCUAUGCUUUAUAUAAGACUGUUCUUGUUCAAAGGGAAUUAGGCUUUUUAUUUCAUGUGCUAACCCGUUGCUUCAGAAAAAUGCUGAAAUCUCAUUACAGAAAUGCAAAAUUAGAAUAUAAUGUUAUUGUGAAAUAUAUUUCCUGCUACAAAACUUACCAAUGCAAAAAAGAAUGAUUUUUUUUUUUUUUUUUAAAUCUCCUACGUGCGAAGUUUGUUCUUAUUCUUGGCAUUUGAUAGGGAAGCAGGAUGAUUUUUUUCAGGUUUUUCUUUAUCAACUGGUGUUACCUCUUUUGCUCGUAGAGAUGAAUAUUUUCAAAUGGUUUGUUCCACUCUUCUUGGUCAAGUGUACACUUAAAUACAUAUUCUAAAAAAGCGGAGAAAUAUUUAGAAUGCUCUAAUACGCUACUGCAUCAUCCAUUUAAAAAGGACAUUUGUUUUAAAUUUUAUAAUUAUGGAUGAGCAACACAUAAUGGAUCAAGGCCCCGAUUAAUAUUGUUAAUGUAUUCCAGUUGUCAUCCCCUACUAAAAUACUUGCUUUUAAUAUAUUGAUUCUGGGGAUAAUUGUAUCAGUUGCCUUACUAAUGGUACCAGUGCCUUCAGGUGAGUUUGUUGCUGACUUUGUUGGAAACUGGCUGUGAUUUGUUGUACUGCCUUUUGAGUAUGUAGCUUCUUAAUUGUUGUAGUACCUUCAUGUUCAUCAGUGGGGUGGAUGGAGGUUCCUCCUAUUUAGGUUCUGUUCCUACCAAGUUGUGCUUUUUCUCCUGACUAAUUCUCUGCAUUCCCUAUCAUUUUUGUUGAAGAAUUUUUGGACACAGAGAACCUGAAUAUUGGUUGAAACUUCCAUAUACAUACACCUUGUUGUAAUUUAGUUUUAAAUAGUUUUCGUUUAGAGACUGUUUGGACCCUGAUGCACAUGCAGUUGGUUUAUAAAUUUAUUCUUUUACCUUAUUUUAAUGCCCUCCCAAGUGAAGACAUUUUGUUAUAAAUCCCUUUAGAGAAAAUACAUAGUAGCAUUUAUUAAUCAUCUGAAUGUCUAUGUUAAUUCACAAGUUGGGUAGAAUGAGCAAAGGAUAAUUAAAACAAGCACACCUAGAUUAAAGGGUAAUAAACAGAUGAAUGACGUUUUUAGGUACUGCUGUUUUAUUCUCAAGUACGUGAUCUGUUUCAGUCUAGGCUAAGAAAUACAUUCAGUAUGUGUCUAAAAAUAAUUUUCAGUUCUGGUUAUCCACUGCCCCCCGAAAACAGAAACUGAAUUCUAUUGAUUGAAUGUAGCUUUACUCCUCACAUUUGGAAAAAGACGGUUUUCUAAAAGUUCUCUUUACUUAUUCAGGGUAUGACAGGUCUGGGCUGUGGUUGCAAGGAUUAGGUAAGACAUUGCAAAGUUUCUUGUGUGCAGGAAGGUAACAAUGUGAAGGAAGUUGAGGACAAUUUCUGUAGCUCAGUGAGGUGAUACUCAUUUUGCUGUCUCUUACUGAGAUACAGAAUGCUGUGUGUGUUAUCUGGCAAGAUGACUGCAGUUUUUGUGGGACAUCUUUCAUUGAUCUUGUUGUGAAAUGUAUUCUAGUAAUUUGAAGAACUGUUUGCCACAUGCUGUGUGUGAACAGGAGCAAGUAAGAUCAGCUGAUGUUCUUGUUUGAGAUUACAGCAUUUUAUAUCAGAGAAAGAACCUAAGAAUACCUAAAGCUUCCUUUUUAUUUUAAUCUGUCUGGCUUUUUCUGUUACUAAACUGCCAAAGGGUAUUUGUGAAAGAAAGGAAUGUGACCUUAACGGGAAGCUUUAUCUCUUAAUUUUGUGUCAAAAUUUAAUUCCCUAUUGCUGUUAAUCAGGCACAGGUCUAAAAUAACUAGGACAUGGUCUACAAACUAGAAUAGAAUUAGUUGCUUUUAUUUUGUUAAACACUUGUUUUACCAUUUUGCCUCCAAAGUUUGGAUGAUUAAUUAGGAGAUGAACAAUUGGUGGUUUUUGGCUUUUCUCUUCUGCUUUGUGAUUCUGUCUUUCCUUUUCCCUCAAGAUAAGACACUGAAGUGUUUUCUGUAGUUCCCUUCAAGCAUAUAUAGCAUCAUUAUGUAGCAUCAAAGAGCAAAACAAGACUAAUAUUGAAUCUAAACUUUCUUGUUACCCACAAGUGAUUGUUGGGCAAGUGAACAAUCAUUAUGUCUUUUGAGAAUUUACAAACCUGCAGAAAUUCUGGUAUUUCCCAGAAUUUUUGUUGAAUAUAAAAACCUAAAAAUGUACUGCACUCUUACAGAAAUAUACUUGAUUGCUGUCCAGUUCCAGUAAGUCAUUUGUUCUGCAUUAAGAAAUUUAAUUCCUUAUUCUUUAGCAUUUUAAUUCUAUUACUUGCUGCAUACAUCCAUUGUUAAUCUUUGGGUGUGGAUGAAUGCAAGUGGUAAACAUCAUUAAACCUCCUCUUUCACAAGAACAGCUUCUUUAUUCAAAGGGUUCAAGCUUCAUUAUUUUCCUUGCUUGUUAAUGUAGCUUUGGAAGUAGUGUGGUAUUAAGAAAAAGAAGAAGCUCGGGGUGUAACUCCAGGGAAUAAACACAUAUAUAGGUGAGCCACCAGUGAAUGUUCUUUAUUUGUCUUAUCUUCAGUAAUAAAAGAAUAUAAGCAAUAAACCCAAGCUAUAAAACAGAAUUCUCUCAUUACAUUGGAUAGUUCUAGAAAGUUUUUAGGGAUACUUUUUUCCUGAGGCAAUAAAGACUGUUUACAUCAAAAUUGCUGUGGUAAUUGCUAAAGCAAUGCUAUAUCCUGUCCUGAUACACUACAGAAAAAAAACAAACCUACAACUGAGCUUGAAGAGAAAAGGUUCUCUAGGGCAGUGAGGAAGCAGCUGAGGAGUUCAUGAGAGGACUUUGCUGAGCACUGUGCUGAGGGUCUGCCCAGAAUAAUCUUUCUGACAGAUUUUAAUUAAUGCCAAUAAAAGUUAACAGAUAAAUGGAUGAAUAUUUUCAUUGUUCAGAGCUGAAGCUUAGUUUCUGACCUUAAAGAAUGUCUGUGCAGUCCAGUUUGGUAUACUUCUGUGGGGAGUUAAGUUGUUAGGGUAUCCGAUCAGGCAUUACAGAAAAAAAAUACUCAAGUUCCUUUUCUUGAUAGCAACACAUAGCCACUUGGAUCAUAACACGUAUUUUCUAAGUGCUAGGAAAACUGAAGUAAUCUAAUUUAAAGGUUGUGUGUUCCACCCUCAGUGUAAGGGAAAACAAAUGUCUGGAGCACAGAGCUUUACACAUUGCAAAAUGAAAUAAAUAUGUCGUGGCUACAGGAUGCCUUUCAUUCUGUCUUUGAAAAUAAGCAGAUGCUUAAAUGAGCAAAAGCACUUGUCCUGUUCCAGUGUCACCCGAGUUAGCAGUAAUGCUUCUGCAAGUUUUCUGUGGCUUUCUGUUCUGUAAGGGGCACUGGCAAUUUUAUAAUCAUUGUGUAUGAAAGAAUUAACAGUGAAUAUUCCUAUUACUGCUUUAUGAUGAUCUUAAAUAGUAAGUGGUAUGUGCAAGCUGUCAAGAAAAUUUAAAAGGAUUUGGCAAUUUUAAAGUCCUUGGUAUUUUGGCAUAUGCAGGUAGCUCUUGCUUUUCCUCGGUUCUCUAGUAUAUUAGACUAUACACCUAAAAACAUGUAAUCAUCCUUUCAUGGAUGAAUUUUAGGGGUUUUUUAAUUGUCCUAAUGUGUUGACAUUUUUUUGUAGAUUUGGUAGUUGGAAAACAUUUUGGUGUCACCGUUUGAUUUCCUUCCUGUUAGUGAUUUGGAGGAAGACUGUCCUGAAUGUGGCUAACUUUUCUUUUUAUUAUGGAGCAAAACAGGAUCUGAAUUUUACUUAUUGUAUAGAGAUUUUUUUUUUUUGUUCUUGACCAACAUUUUGACUUCUUGCAAGGAUUGAUGAGGGAGGUAUUUUUGCACUCAAAGUCAGCUAUGCAGUACUGACUUCUUAUGGGUUUUUGCACACGUGUUUUAGGUAGAAUGUGGACUCUGUGUUUUGCUUUAAUACUGUGUGAAUAGCUUCAAUAUCUCCAAACCAAUUUUAGCAAAUUUUGCAGGUGUUUUCCUCAACUGUUAUUGCAUAAAUAAAUAGCUAAAAAAGUUUACUAUGUCAGAAUAUACUUUCAAGUCAUGGGGUUUUUUUUUUUGGAGCAGCCGUGAGACUCUAGGUAGGAUCCCAGCCAUGCCUCCAGUUUGUCACUUUUAAGGAAUCAAAGAAAUAUCUUGGCAUGAAUGAUGUGCAUUGCCUUACUCCUGUGAUCUUUCUUCCCUCUGGAAGUCUGGAAAAGUAGCAGAAGCUUGUCAGUGACCCUGCAGGCUAUUACUGAAAAUAAGGUGUGAUUUUUUUCAGUUUGAAAAUGGAGGAGACAGAUGCAAGCAACUGUUCAGUACAAAAAUGGGAAGAGCAGUGUAUCUUUCACCAUUUUGCAUUUUGGUGUUAAUUUUAAAAGUAGUGAGAAAGAACCUUUGCUUUUUGAGCUAGGUUUUUCUCCUCUUUUUUUUUUAAUUAAUUUUUAAUUUUAACUGAUUAUUUAAUUUUAACUGAUUACUUAAUCAGGGCAGAAACUGUCAUCGCCAGCCAGAGCAACCUCAGACUUCUUGCAUCUGGUACGGUGAAACCCUGGAAAUUCUGACUCUGCUGCCAGCUCCACUGUACCAUUUGGAAUUGUUGAGGACUUAGCUUUGUCCUCUGUUUUAUCUUGACUUUAUUUUUGUGGAUUCAUUAAAAUAUUGGGACAUAAAGGUCAUUUUUAAAAUGUAUCAGCUCAUUGAAUUAGGUAAUGAAUGAGUGUUGAUUGAGGGGCUUUAGAAAACUUGACAAAUCCCAUGGUGCAGCGAUAUAGCCAAGCCAGUUUUCCAGACAAAUUGUCCUGGUGUCAGAUUAUAGUCAGUGGAUCAUCAGGAACUCAUACUAACUGCUACAGCUGAAGUCCUCAUCUAUUAGUUGCUGGGGGAUGGUGUUGGUGUCAACUUCACUGAGGCCCAGACUGUAACCUUCACCUUUGGGCCUUACCAAGGUAGUGAAGGACUAUCUUGAAAUAUAUCUCUGUUUUAGUUGGCUCUGGUGGCAAAUCAGGAAUUUCCUCUGCUGCUGUUUGCUGUGUGUGUGAAGUCAUUUGGAAAAUUAAAUAUCCUUCAAUCCCCUUUACAUUGUGUGCCAGUUCCAGACUGGAAGCAGAUUCCAUUUGUCGGAUAAAAAUUUCUUGCUCCUGUUCUGCUGACUUGGAUCUCAGACUGAUCCAUACAACAUGAAAAAUAUUGUUAGUAGAGGGAAAUCUAGGACAAUUGGGAAGCCUCUCCUUUCUGGUGGUGACUUUAUUCAUUGUUUUGCAUUAGAGAGGUCCUAAUGCAAAGGGCUGAAGUUAGAAUAGCAUAUUUCAGAAGGAGGAACGUGCUUGUUUUAGUCGUUACAAAAGCAGUCAUCUGCCAACACUUUGAGGAAAUGUUAACCUACCAUAGCAUGGCACAAACUAGAAACACUGCAAAAGCAAGGGUUUCCCCAGGUAAACAGCAGUUUGUUAUCCAAAACCCCAAUGAUUAUACCUGCCUUAAAGGCCAGUUGUUCUCUUGCCCUGCUCGUCUUGUUAGACUGAUCAUGAAAAUGAGCAGGAUUUUAAGAGAAAAAUACCAAAUGAUGUAAUAUUUAUGGGGCUAUAAAAUAGUCGUAAUGAGACCAUCAGAUUUUUUAUUUGGAUUUGAAUGUAACAUCAGUUAUGUAAUUUGAAAUUUUGUAAAGCAAGAGAUUAUUAUUUUCAGUCACCAAAGAAGAGUAAGCCAGAGAGUAAACUUAUUUCCUGGAGCCAUCGGUGGUUUUGAGAGAGAUUUUAAAGCUUUUAUUUAGAAGUAUAGGUAAAGUUUGGGAAUAGGUAUAAGGAUUACAUUAUAAAGCCACAAUUUUUAAAAUUUGUAGUCUGCUUUCUAUUCUCUCUGUCAUUCCUCCAUAGACACACAUUAUCUGCUGUAUAAACUCUCUCUUUCUGAAGAUGCUGGAGAUGCAGUGACAGGUUAUGCUCAGUGAAUUUACCCUCACAUCUUGCAUCUCUCUUGUCUUCUGAAGUGUUGCUGCCUCGACAGGUAGCUUUAAAAUAGAGAGAAAGAAGUUGACAGCCAACUUUUUUUUUAGAACAAGAUUAGAAUUUUUAGUCAGGAAAGGGCACUGACAGAUGACUUUUUUUACAUCCUUGAAAGAUAAUACAGUGUCCUGAGUUUACAAGACCUCUCAAAAGUACUAUUUACUCGAAGAGGAAUCUCCAGUGUCACUUCCUGUGUGCAACAGGGCACUUGAAGUGCUACUAAAUAGUGAGUCUGAACUAAAUAAUAGCCAGGUGAGACUAAAGGAGUAGAUUAUAUUCAUUUAUGCACAAUAGAAUAGGUACCUGCUUAUGUAGCUUGAACUUAUAAUUUUUUGUAGAACAACUACAGUGAUCUUCAUAUUAUUAAUCCUGAACUCUGUAACUUUAUGCACCCAAGCAGUGCCAAGCAAGCUUAACAGACAGUGAUUGCUCAAAAUACGCCCUCAAGGUCUGCUUCGAAUGUGUUAAAUUUUUUAUUCCACUUGAUACAUGUUUCUAUGUUUCUGUUUGUUUUUCGUCUAUAGUUAGUAUUCUGGGUGGAUGAAUGAGAAGGGAAAAAAGAGGGAUACACAAGCUGCAGGACUUGUAGCAGCUUUGUCAUAAAUAUUCUUUCUUCUCUAUUUAACCUGGACUUUCCCAUCACAAGAAGCAUUCUUAGAAUCAUUUAUGACCAGUGCAAUACAAGGGAGAAGGAACUGAGGAGAGAAACAGGCUCUGACUUCAGUCUGGAGAAGCCAGUUUGCUCUUUGCAGUGCAAAGACCCAAAUGCCCAUUCAGUGCUGUGCCAAUGCUGUGUAGGGACAUCUGUGCCCUGGGGAAGCUGAAAGCACCAUGGCUGUGUCAGUAAAGCAGUCCAUUCUGGUCACAAUGCCCAAGAAAGAGGGUGCAUCAGUAAGGAUGGAGAAAUAUGUCAGCCUCUCCAAUUCUCUUCCGAACUUCUGCAGCAUUGUGAUGUGCUCUUUGGACUGUUCAGUGGCUCCUACUCAGCUUUACUUUAACAAGAGUACAUAUCAUUUUCUUGCAAUUCCAACCUGUAUUUGCCUGCAGUAAACAGAACUUGCCAGUGCAGCACAGCAGUGAUGCUGAGUUGUAGCCUCAUGCACCAGAUGAGCUCUGAUGAAACAUAAAUGCCUGAAGUCUUCAGUGGUGCUCAGAGUUGGAAGACUCAGACAGUCAUUGUGACCCUGAUUGUCUUUUCAUACGUAACCACGAGCAGUGUUGGACAGGCACCUUUCACUUUAUAUUGCUUUGGUUCUUUAACUGUUGUACUCACAGACAGCAGGAAUGCCUGAGACUCUUUCAUUGCUGUGUAAAUCUAGUUUCCAUAGCUGUAGUAGCUGAGAAUGGUGCCCUGAAGGACUUUACUCAGAAUUGUUUAAAUUUGUCUGAAUUACAGCUAAAUUUAGAUAUGGCUCGAGGCUGUUUUGUUGCUUUUUCCAGUUAUUGGCCUGUAACCUUCCUGUUAAUUUGAAGAGUUGCUCUGGCAAAAAUGUUUUCCCAUGAGUUUGCACCACUCUUGAGACAGCCUUACUAAACUGCUCUGAAAAAUACCUGUUCUAUUCUCUGUUGUUUUUUUUUUCAACAGUAAUAUGUUAUCUGCUUUUUAACUUUCUUCUUUAUUCUUUUAUUUGCAGUGAUGUGGUUGCAUGACCUGCAGCAUUAUUAUAACAGGGACUGUUCAGUGCAUGACUUGCUUUUCUGUCCAGACUGCAUAACCAAAACUUAACCAGUUCUACACUUAAGACUCAUGGCCAUCCGAUUUCAAAGGGGGAUCUACUUGCAGAGAAGCUUACCAUCCUGGGAAGUGGCUUUCCCAUUUCCCGCUUCCAUUUACUCUUUCUCUUCACAAAAGGUCUCCUAUGAGGCUAGAAGAGAGGAAAUCCAGUAUUCACAACUCAACAGGAGGCAUUCUGCAAACUGACAGAGCACUGUCAGCUCUCCAUCUUAUUUCCGCCUGUCCACUUUAUUUAAUUCUGAUUAACAGUAUUAACACACAGACUUCCUGCAACAUUUUCAUAUACUGAACUAUAAAAAUCUAGUCUUAAUGAGUUCCUAAAAAGGCCUUUUGGUUACUGUUAAAAUUUCAAAGCACCUGCACCCUUAAAGGAUCCACUUUGAAUCUUUAAAUAAAUAAAGUAAAGCGAAGGAGGUGUUUUACCAGGAGAAAUGACUAAUGAGUUGCUGCUUGGCGAUCCCAUCUUCCUUAGAAAACCAAGCAAGUUUCAUCUGAUAAUCUCCGAGCCAGUCAAACUACCGGGUGGUAUUUUGUUCACAGGCACUGCCUGCUUCCUUAAUAUGUAUAUACACAGUAGUUUGUGGCUGUUGUAUUUUUCUCUCUACAUUGAGCUGUAUUGUUCGUUUAUAUCAGAAACUUUUUUUUUUUUUCCAAUCUGUGUACAAUUGUUAAAACAAUCUGAGGAAAGAACAUGAAUGGAGAUAAGUAUGAAAGUCAUCUACACUUUCAUAUUAUGCAGACUGUCCUUGCCAGUUUAUAAUUUGGGUCGUUUGUCUCUCACCUGUACUGGUUUUUUUCCUUUCCUUUUUUUUUUUCUCCUGUCACAGUCUUAGCUAUUUAAUUUCCAAUUGCACUAGCUUGGCUUUUCUUUGUAUUAUGAAGUUUAGCUAUAAGAUUUGCCAUAUGUAGACAGUGUAACUCAAAAUGCUUUGUACUGCCUAUAUUAAUUUAAAAAGCUGCUUAUUUAAUAUUCUUAAAGAUCUGCACAUUUGUACUACUGUAUCUUUGUUUUGUAUUGGACAUCCAGUACUGGCAAGAUUCAGAAGACGAGGGAGUGCUGUAGUGUUGUAAGUUAAGAGGUUUAUUGUGUAGAAGUUAGUACAUAACAAACAGGGAAAGGGGCUUUCAAGCCGUAGGACUUGCUGGAAAAUCUGAAAAGAGUCUGAAUGCUGAGAACGUUAAGUCCAGUUCUAGGGAAACCCCAUUCUUGUUCACCUGGAUCUUAAUCUGCAGAAACCCAAGCAUGAUAUGUACUCUGCUGCCUCCAGGAAUGGUUUUGCUUAUUUAGGCGGUAGCAGAACCACCAGCCCUGUUUUCCAGGCUGAAGAAGUGUUGUGUCCACUCAUCUCCGCAGUCCCUUCUGGUCACAAACUCAGUUCCUGCCUCAUCCCUGGCCUGUCAAACAGGGCUCUGGACAGAGCCGGAGCUUGUGCGCCGAGACACCUGCCUGUGCUCAGUCCUCAGGGAUCCUGAUCCCACAGAGUCAGUGGGCUCGUGCAGGAUGAUGUGGAGGAAGGACAGACUGUGUGCCCCCCCAGAGGGGCUGUGGUUGGUGCUGCCUGGCAAAGGGAAGGGCAGGUAGGAAUGGGCUCCAAGCAGACCAGGCAGGACAGCGAAGGAUAAGCAUUAAGAUCCCAGUGAGAACUGUGUGGUGUUUUCCCUUCUGAAUGCCAUACCUGACAGGUGAGCCUGUGGCUACCAGGUGCUCUGGCUGGCAGCUGUCCGUAAAGACUUCAGAUGGGGAUAUGUCUUUCCUGGUCCACCAGGGCCAGGGACAGUGAAGUCUGACGUGACCUGCAGCCAGGAUCUGGGGUUUGGUGAUAACGAGUCAGCUAUUCCUACAGCAGAGGCAGCAGCAUUUCGUCAGACUGAGUCAGCAGAUUUGUGUCCUUCCAGGUCCUAGCCAUUGAUCCCUUGUUAUGUGUCAGGGCAAGCAUUACUAGUAAAACUUCUUUUAGUUGGGUGUUAAAGGCAUGGUAUGUUUUUCAUUUGCAAGUGCUGCUCCGGCUGGGACCACACCCUGCCCCAAGCCAGGCUGGGUGCAGGAUCCCUGAAAUCAGGGCUCUGUGCUGGGCGGGAGGGGAUGCUUUUUUUUGUGCACCCGCCUGCACAGGUGUCCCAAUGUGAAGCCGAGCAGUACCUCAUUUCUCCAAGUGGUCUGUGCAGAUUAGAGACUAAAUAUCAGUUGUUCUUGAGCCUUGAUGACAUUUGUAUGUAAGUGUGUUUAGCUUGACAAAAGUUGUUUGAGUUUACUAAUGCAACAGAGAGAUGUCAGGUGAAGCCAGUAACUUUCAGCAAGGAGCUGGCUACUUUAAUUAGAUUAGCCUGGCAUCUCUGUCAUGAAGUGGUUGCAAGCUCUCAACUCAGAGGUGAUCUCCAGCAUGUCUCUGAUUACUAACUUCAUUUGUGCUGCAUAGAAAACUCUCUUACCUUCUUAAUAGCGGCUUGUUUGACAGUCCUGAAUUAAAUGUUGACCAAUUAUCAAAGUAACUGUUUGUGAAGUUGCCAGUGAUAUAUUUUCUGUAAAAAAAUGGAUUCGUAGAGUGUCAAAACAUUAAUUUCCCAUUUGAGUUCAUCAACAAAUUGUGUAACUACCAGAUUGUCAUGGUAGCAGUAUUAAUAUACAUACCUGUAUAUAGACAAAAAAAGUACUCAGUAAUGAUAAUUGGAAUCAAAAGGUUUAAUAUUUUUUCCCAGUCAAAUACACUAAUGCUUCAAAGGUGAUAGAAGAGUGUACAGUUGUUAAACAAGUUGUAAAUAAACGCUUAUAUAAAA
Molecule: messenger RNA, 13153 nt
Organism: Lepidothrix coronata (blue-crowned manakin)
Lineage: Eukaryota; Metazoa; Chordata; Aves; Passeriformes; Pipridae
Gene: HOOK3
Product: hook microtubule tethering protein 3
Exons: 22
Coding region: 66-2222 (718 amino acids)
Biological process (GO): cytoskeleton-dependent intracellular transport; cytoplasmic microtubule organization
Cellular component (GO): centrosome; cytoplasm
Molecular function (GO): microtubule binding; dynein light intermediate chain binding
Source: RefSeq, a predicted model, not a curated record